Molecule: messenger RNA, 540 nt
Organism: Paramecium tetraurelia
Lineage: Eukaryota; Ciliophora; Oligohymenophorea; Peniculida; Parameciidae
Exons: 2
Source: RefSeq, a predicted model, not a curated record
AUGAAAUUUGAAAGAAUUGAGUUGGUCAUAUAUGAGAGUUUUAAUUUUCAUUUUAUUUUAUGGAAGAGAUCAUUAUUCUUUCAAAAGUAGGAAAAUGAUCUACACCGACCAGAUUUAAUAACUAGCAAUCGCUAAGAUUAGCUAAUCAUUGAGUCCCUAAAAUUAAUGCUGCUCCUGCUUCAUAAUUGUAAGACUUCAAAAUCUUAUGGGUAUUACACAUAAUGUGGUGGAAUUCAUAAAUGUACUUAACCAACAAUUAGAAACAUUUUCAAACAAAUGAGAAAUGUUGAGUGCUAUAUAUGCCAUCCUUGUCUAAUAACAAUAAUGGACAAUAGUACCGUUGCUUAUCUUAAAUGGUUUAAAUAAACAAUAUUAAAAAUUUAUAAUGUUCAAAUAAUUAUUUAAGAAAAAGCAGCCACCAUAAUUCAUGAGAAAAAAAAGAAAGGUAUUUUAAGAAGAAGAAUUUUAAAACUAGAAAACAAAUGGUCUUUUAAAACACCUGAAUUAAAAACUACUAAGCUCCAAAUUGACAAUCCUUGA